AGGCAGCUACCAUGCAGGUGUCAGGCCUCCCCCCAGGGGCAGUCUUAGUCCCUCGUGGUAAAACCAUACGCUCCUAAGCCAGAGCCACUCAGGCUACAUACACCUCCUACACCACAUCCAACAAGGCAGCUACCAUGCAGGUAUCAGGCCUCCCCCAGGGGCAGUCUUAGUCCCUCCUGGUAAACCCUUACGCUCCUAAGUCAGAGCCACUCGGGCUACAUAUACCUCCUACACCACACCCAACAAAGCAGCUACCAUGCAGCUGCCAGGCCUCCCCCCAGGGGCAGUCUUAGUCCCUCCAGGUACGCCAUUGAUUCCUCUUCAACAAAAUGGACAACUCACUUCAGCAGCUCAACAGACAACACAAACAGUUUAUCGUAUCCCCAACACAAACCAGCUUGUCACCAUACCAAAUAAUUCAUUGGGUCAGUUUGAUAUAUUAGCGUCAGACGCAGGACAGAAUAGCGGACUUCCAACAAUCACAGGCAGUGCAUCCACACAAGGUACAUGGAUGACACCAACAACACAGCAGUCAUCAAGUGGCCUGACCCCUGGGUUAGUAAUGUACCAGACACCCCAGGGUAUUGUGUAUGCUCCCACCACUGCCACGCUGCAGGACCGGUCAGUGUUUAACUUCCAGCAGCCUGCCACAAGUCUUUCUAUCCCAACACAGCAGACUGAGGGUGGACAACAGAUAAUCACAAUACCUGUCCCUGUGUCAUUGUCAGGGACCUCACCACAGGUGCUCCAGUUAAGUGCUCCACUGGACAGUAGUCCCGGGGCACUCACACUCAGCCAUCCGAGUGCAGCCAAGCGCUCCCGCAAGUGACAUGUGUGAUUUCGCUAUUGUGACUUGAAUUCUACAUGUGUCCAAGUUGUGGUGGAUACUGAUUCACACUCUUGUUUUGAAGACCUCAAGUCUGGUCCAUUGGGAUGUGCGACACCAUAUCUUCGUUUUGGAUAUGCAGACAGUCUGUGUUUUCUGAUACAUACAGGCAAUCUAGAGGAUAUGCAGAAAAUCCACUUCCUGAUGCUUACACGGAUUUGUUGGUGCUUUACUGCUGUGACAUUUGAAUGAUAACAAAAGAUUGCAGUAAAAUGGAUGACAGUGAUAUGUAACAGGUUCUGAUGCUUCCCCAGGACAUUGGCUGCUGGUUAUAUAAGGUAUCUGAUUCAGAUGUCACAGGACUGACCCUGGGUGAUGAGGAAAUACUGUCUCAAUUGUCUAAGGAGGAUGUCUGAUACUGUCAAUAUCCUUGUCUAACCUCCUGGUGAAUAUGUUGCACCAUCAUUAAAAUAAUAAAUUGCAUUUAAAUUAUUAUUCACAGAUUAUGAAGAUGAAGGUAUUGGUCUUAUGAAAGUGUGAAAUAAUUGUAACCUAGAUUGAGUGAUUUGUACAUGUACUAGUUCCUCAGAUGUGACAGAUUAUGUUGUUUUAAGAAUUUUUUGAAGUUGCAUGAUCAUGAAUAAGAUAAUUCAUAACAAUUAUGGAAAACUAUGUUUCCGAGGGACAUAUUUGUCAACUCAGUUGCUAUGAUUGAGGUUUCCUA
Mizuhopecten yessoensis (Yesso scallop) is the source of this 1550-nucleotide messenger RNA. RefSeq lists its product as uncharacterized. NCBI's taxonomy places the organism in Eukaryota, Metazoa, Mollusca, Bivalvia, Pectinida, Pectinidae. The coding region runs from base 257 to 829 and encodes 190 amino acids. The transcript is spliced from 6 exons. The record is from RefSeq and is a predicted model, not a curated record.